UGACGCAAAUGUGUUCAAAUUACGCAGCAAGAUAUAUUCAUUAGUACAUAACUAUUUUAUAAAUGAACAACAACUACUAGAGCAUUAGUCUUAUUCGUCUAGAUUUUGGUUUUUGAAAUCGUUUUUUGUUAUACAAUGCAAUCCGCGGAUGAUUUGGAAGGCCAGAGACAAGUCCAAGAACUGGCUGAGAGUGCAGAUUUUGUGCGAAGUUGUCCCGAAAGCUUCAAGUUUUUCUCCCGCAACAUCUUCAACGGACUGGAUGCCAACCAGAACAACCAGAUCAGCUGGAGAGAAAUCCAGGACAGCUUUCUGGGGAAUGUCGAAAAACUACCAUUUCAAAACAAGCACCAACUCAGAGACUGUUUCGACAAAUGGGCUACAAUUGACGGAAACGCCUCGGAGCUGAACUUCGAGGAGUUUUGUGGGUUUCUGAAAGACCUCAUGGAUUUGCUUUCCCCCACGAAAAAAGAAACAAGUCGCAGAAGGUCACAAAAGAAGUGAAUAAAAAAAGAGUUAUUUAAUUAAACUUACAAAUUAAGUUUUUGUAAUCUGGAAACGCAGCUGAGAUUUCAGCGAAGAUUUAUGGACGAAAAGACAGAAAAAACUUAGAGAGACGUGACCAGACAGGUCUAGCGACCUUUUAAAGUCUAUCUAGCUGGUGCUAAAUAUUCAUUCAUAUUUCAUUUGUUUCAAAUAUUGGUACGACCAGCCUGAAGUAAAUAUUAUAG
Molecule: messenger RNA, 728 nt
Organism: Symsagittifera roscoffensis
Lineage: Eukaryota; Metazoa; Xenacoelomorpha; Acoela; Convolutidae
Exons: 2
Coding region: 136-501 (121 amino acids)
Source: RefSeq, a predicted model, not a curated record